This is a messenger RNA of Pseudogymnoascus destructans, 1275 nucleotides long. RefSeq lists its product as uncharacterized. Lineage: Eukaryota; Fungi; Ascomycota; Leotiomycetes; Thelebolales; Thelebolaceae. The record is from RefSeq and is a predicted model, not a curated record. The transcript has 4 exons. The coding region runs from base 1 to 987 and encodes 328 amino acids.
AUGGCGAAACGCAAGGCACCUGAAGAACUCUCCACUAAUUUGAAUACUAUCAAAGCUCGCAACCGCGUCUCCAACCUUACUGAAGAUGAGAAGGCUGUUCAUUUAGCACUCAAGGCUGACCAUGGCGAUCUGAGCUACUACUUAAAGAAGUUAUACAAGUCUGCAAAGUAUAUCGCUGCCUCUGCUGAAGACAAGACACGUCUACAGAAUGAAUUGAAGGUUGAGCGUAUUCGUGUUCGGACUGAAAAGGGCACCCAUGCAUCUUGCAUUGCGAAUCAGAAAGUCAAGAAUACUAGCGCCCCUUCUUCUUCUCCACAAGCCCCACCAUCUACUCCGCCACAACUUCUGUCUGAGCUUGCUGCAUUUGAGGGUAUCACCAGUAUCCCAAUCGAUGACGGUCAUAACAGCGAAUGGGAGGAUACUGAGGUCGAAGACGAUUUAGAGUUGGAGCUUAUGUUACGGCGCGACGAUAUUUUAAAUGACGAGGCUGUUCUACCAGAUGAGCUUUCUGAUGAAGAGAUCGCUAGCAUCCAGGCUCUCUUAACUCAAGCACGCAUUGAUGCCCAUGAAGAGUCCAAUUUCCGCAAGUGGCAACAUUUCUGGGAUAGCUGUAUCCGCUCAUAUACGAGAAAGGCUGGAAAGCUGAGAAAGAAGCCUGAGCAUCUCUUUGAAUAUAUGCCAUGGAUUGAUGUAGAAGAAGGCACUUUUCACAACGUUAUCCCACCACAUAAAUAUUUCUGUUUGUACGAGCAGGCAGUUUGGACAAACUUUACAGCUUGGAAGUUUGGAAAGUGGGCCCAAUUACCAGGACCUGCGCAGUGGUACCCAAAGUCUUACAAUCUUGUCGACAACGGAUGGUUACAAGUCUCCACUCAUAGUUCUAGCUUCAAAGAGGCGUUCUUACUUGUCUACUCUAAGAAAUUUGAUAAGGAAAAGUGGGCUAAGGUAUCAGCUGCACAGGAUAUGUUGUUUCUGGAGUUAGAGUAGAGGAGAGAAAUGGAGUAUUUGAUUUUCCGACGCGAAUAGGGGCUAUAGAGAUUUAAGUAUUUCAUCGUAGCCAGACUUCUGGUAAUCUUCUGAUAAUCAAACAAUUUGCUACUUGCCAAAUGUCAUCGCAAUAUUCAGAGUUGUUUGACUCUGACAAUCCUAUUUCUAAUAUAUUCUCAGACUCUCUUCCCUCUUCUCAACGACUACCUUCAUUAAAUCAAAUCCCUGCGGGCCUCGAAUAUACUGGCAAAUUAAACCAAUUCAUCAAAUGGACUAAGGAUACACACG